Effrenium voratum is the source of this 809-nucleotide messenger RNA. NCBI's taxonomy places the organism in Eukaryota, Dinophyceae, Suessiales, Symbiodiniaceae. The record is from the annotation of a GenBank genome assembly.
AUGGAGGCUUUGAGUCUCACGUUGGUGGGACUUGGAAUUGGCCCGAGGAUGUACAAUGUCCAGCGGCUUCAAUUUGGAGGGCGUUCAAACGGUGCGGUUAUGGAGGGCUUCGCGGUAGAGCCCGAGGUCGAAGAAAGUGCCGCCUCUCCCAAGCACUUUGACUUGUCAGCAGAGGAUAACGAGACAGAGAAAGAGAACGGCGCCGAGUCGGAGCGCGCUUCCAGCUUUGAGCAGGCGUUCACAGACCCGGUUGCUGCGGGCUCGGCGAAUGAGAGCGGCCCAGGCCUGGAGCAGAUCCACGCAAGGCUGAAGUUCCUAAGCGCGGAUGAUCAGAAGACGGUUUGCCGCCGCGAGUGCCAGCUCGCCCAGCAGAAGCAGGAGGCCUUGGCCAGGCAGCUCCAGGCAACCAUCGCCAGAUACCAUCGAGUGAUUACUACUCACCGGGCAGUCGCUGCCAUUGGACCAGCAGAAGCAGAUGAAGAGGUUCUUCAGAAGUACCAGGAGCGGCAGGCCCAGCUCCAGGGGCUGUUUGGGCGCCUGGAGCCGACCUUGUCGCUGCCGCGGCUCACGCCGCUCGAGCGUGCAAAGGGCUUCGCUUUCUCCUCGUAUGCCACCACGGCAGCGGCCGCCAACAAGCUCAAGGACCAGCUGGGCCAAGACGGGCCCGCCCCUGUCUUGGAGUCUGCACGCUCCGCGUUCACUUCCUUCGCUUCGAGACUGUCGCGACGAGGCUACGCCGAGCCUGCUUGAUGCAAGGAGUGGAGAAAAGCUUAUCGCCUGCUGGAGCAAAGGCUACAUGGGCUUGGACU